Molecule: messenger RNA, 654 nt
Organism: Salvia splendens (bonfire salvia)
Lineage: Eukaryota; Viridiplantae; Streptophyta; Magnoliopsida; Lamiales; Lamiaceae
Product: FCS-Like Zinc finger 3
Exons: 2
Coding region: 60-362 (100 amino acids)
Source: RefSeq, a predicted model, not a curated record
ACAUCGUGUUGCUUCCCCAACAGCCUAUCAUCAAUUGAAUCUCCUCCGCCACCGCAGAGAUGAGCUCAGCUGCAGCAUACUACUACACCGGAUGCGAACACGACUACGAGCCGCACUUCCUCGAUUCCUGCUCCCUCUGCGGCAGAUCGCUCUGCCAAAACAACGACAUCUUCAUGUACAGAGGGAACACGCCGUUCUGUACCCAGGAGUGCAGGCAGGAACAGAUAGAGAUGGAUGAGGCGAUGGAGAAGAAGAAAUGGAAGAGGUCUUCUUCCUCCAACAGAUCCAGCGGUGCGAGACAGAGCUCCGACGAAUCCGACAUGAAUAAAGCUGUACGGACUGGAAAAGUGGCUGUGGCCUGAGAUUAAACUUGAUUCCAAAUAAUUAUUUGAGAAGAAACUACUGAUAACUUCAUCGGUGAGAGAGAGAGAUGGGUGCAGAAGAAGUCCGUACCGACAAUUUUGAAUUUUCCUUAAUAGUUUUAUUUUUCCUUUCCUUUUCUUCUAUGAGAAUAUGGUGUAUAUGUCAGGCCAUCCACAACUCUGUUCCCCACCGUUCCUAAACCGUUUCUUAAACUACUAUUUGCGGGGCCCACUGUACUUUUUUACUCCAUUCCUUAACUAAGGAACGAAACCUGCAACCCUCCGUUUCUUA